Messenger RNA from Parascedosporium putredinis, 1524 nucleotides. NCBI's taxonomy places the organism in Eukaryota, Fungi, Ascomycota, Sordariomycetes, Microascales, Microascaceae. The record is from the annotation of a GenBank genome assembly.
AUGGGCUUCAUCGACAAAAUCAACGCCAAGGUCGCGGUCAGCCCCGUGGGCCGCUGGUUCAAGCUGGAAGGCUGCGGUCACCCGAAAGAGCGCAAGGGCUCCCUCUUCUUCACCGAGAUUCGCGGCGGCCUCGCCUGCUUCUUCGCCAUGGCCUACAUUAUCGCGGUCAACGCCUCCAUCGUCGCCGACAGCGGUGGCACAUGCGUGUGCAACACCAGGGACAUCGAUCGCUUCUGCCUCAAGGAUACCGACUACCUCAUGUGCACGCAGCAGAUCAAGCGCGACGCCGUCACUGCCACCGCCGCCAUCUCUUCCCUCGCGACAUUCUGCAUGGGUCUCUUUGCCAACAUGCCCGUCGGCUUGGCACCAGGAAUGGGUCUCAAUGCGUACUUCACCUAUACUGUCGUCGGUCUCCACGGAACCGGUCCCGUGCCCUACCAAGUCGCCCUGACCGCCAUCUUCAUCGAAGGCUUCAUCUUCUUCGGCCUCGCCCUGUUCGGCAUGCGCCACGCGGGUAUCGGCCUGUUCCUCACCCUCAUCGGCCUCACCUACAGCGAGGGCAUCGCCCUCGUCGUCGGCGCCACCGCCACCCCGUCGAGCUCGCCGGCUGCUCCCCGAGAACCGUCUCGAGGAUGGCACCUGCCCCAGCUGGGACAAGAUGCGCUACCCCGCCAUGUGGGUGGGCAUCUUUGCGGCGGCAUCUUCACUACUAUCCUCAUGAUGUACAAGGUCCGCGGCGCCAUCAUCGCCGGCAUCGUCCUCGUCAGCAUCAUCUCCUGGCCCAGGACCACCCCCGUCGUCGACUUCCACAAGAUCUCCAAGAUCCUCAACGUCCAGGAGUGGAACAUUUCCGGCUACGGCGGCCAGUUCGGCCUCGCCCUCAUCACCUUCCUCUACGUCGACAUCCUCGACUGCACCGGUACCCUCUACGGUAUGGCUCGCUUCGCCAACCUCAUCGACCCCGUCACCCAGGAUUUUGAGGGCUCCAGCAUCGCCUACAUGGUCGACGCCCUCAGCAUUUCCUCCGGUGCCGGUAUCUCCGAAGGCGGCAAGACCGGCCUCACCGCCGUCGUCGCCGGUCUCUGCUUCUUCAUCUCCAUCUUCUUCGCUCCCAUCUUCGCCUCCAUCCCUCCCUGGGCCACCGGCUGCGUGCUCAUCCUCGUCGGUUCCAUGAUGGUCGGCUCCGUCACCGAGAUCAACUGGCGCUACCUCGGCGACGGCGUGCCCGCCUUCCUCACCAUCGCCCUCAUGCCCUUCACCUAUUCUAUCGCCGACGGCCUCAUCGCCGGUAUCUGCAGCUACAUCUGCCUCAACACCAUUGUCUGGCUCAUCAAGGUCGCUUCCGGCGGCCGCAUCGUGCCUCCCAACUACGAGGAGCGCGACGGCUGGACCUACCGCAUUCCCGGCGGCUUCUUCCCCGUCGUUGUCCAGAGCGAGGUCCGCACCCCCUCCGAAGGCGAGCUCGCCUCCGAUGUUGAGAAGAGCGGCGUGGCCACGGCGCAGGCUCCGAGGAAGGAAGAGUAA